This is a messenger RNA of Medioppia subpectinata, 975 nucleotides long. The record is from the annotation of a GenBank genome assembly. Lineage: Eukaryota; Metazoa; Arthropoda; Arachnida; Sarcoptiformes; Oppiidae.
AUGUCCGAAUCUCAAACUCAAGAGUCAGUCGUCUGGACGUUAGAUAACUUAAUACCAAAAGAUUAUAACAAACACACAAUUCCUGUAAUUAAUGGCUCGCAGAUGACUAUAUCUAUUGGUAUUGAAGUCUUUGAUUUGGUUAGCGUUGUCGAGUCCGGACAGUAUUUUAUAAUGGAUUUUAAUUUUCAACAAAAAUGGAAAGACCACAGACUUGUGUUGCCUAUCAAUAUGCAAAGGGAUAGCAAUAUAAUACUGGACUCUUCGUGGGCGUCCAAGUUGUGGACUCCGGACACCUAUUUUAGCAAUGCUUUAGAAACAAAAAUUUUAAUGACGAGAAAUAAUAAAAGUGUUUCAUUGGAAUGGAAUUACUUCAAGAGUCCACCACUCGAUGAUAACCCAAAGUUUCGCUUAAGAGAUACCGACAUAGGAUUGUGUGAAAGACAAACACAUUUGGGAUAUUUUGGUUGUUUGACCGCAAAGAUUAAAUUAGUCCGAAGGGUCUCUUAUUAUGUAAUCCGUGUCUAUGGGCCCACAUUUCUCACUACCAUCUCAUCAUUCGUUGGCUUUUGGAUCCCGGUGUUAGCGUGGCCAGCUAGGGUGGCCCUAUUGGUGACUCCAUUGUUAACAUUAGUGACCCAGAAUAUAAAUGUGAAUUCCGAGAUCAAUGUGUCAUAUGUGGUGGCCCUCCACUGGUGGAUGAGUGUGUGUAUAUUCUUCGUGUUCAUGAGUCUAAUCGAGUUUGCAGUGGCCAUAUCGUGGGCGUGGAUGGCCAGCGAUCGGAAGGCACUCAGAGCCACUCAGGGGUUCACAGAAGUGCCCAAAACUGAUAACUACACGAAUAAGCGAGCGUUUUGUCACUGCGGAAGACUUGUUGGAAAUAUCUUAUAUUAUGUCUUCGGAAAUAUUGAUUUCACAAAAGAGCCGUUGAAUAGAAAUAAAGUGGAUUACGCCUCAAGAAUUAUAUUUCCCAAAUAG